Molecule: messenger RNA, 3058 nt
Organism: Haliotis rufescens (red abalone)
Lineage: Eukaryota; Metazoa; Mollusca; Gastropoda; Lepetellida; Haliotidae
Product: chromosome transmission fidelity protein 18 homolog
Exons: 24
Coding region: 101-2878 (925 amino acids)
Molecular function (GO): ATP hydrolysis activity; ATP binding
Source: RefSeq, a predicted model, not a curated record
GGGAAAUGCAAUGGCGGAUUUGUUGAUUUCUGAACAAUAAUCUUAUAAACACGUUCGUGUGUGGGGGCUAAAAAAGCAUCUGGAAUUAUACGAGAACACCAUGGAUGACUUCUUUGAGGAAGAAUUUGCCGAUGAACUUGACGCACUCGAAGAUCAAGACGAUGAUCCAGGUGACCCACUGGCUCCAAAGUCGAAGAAGACGCUUCAGUUCACGACACCCAAACCAAAGAGCAAGCACCCUCACCCAGGCGGGUGUUUAGUCAGCCCCACUCCUCUCACCCCACUCGAAAGCCCGUUGUCAGCCAGGAACGGACACAUCAAAGAGAAAAGACCAAGAGAUGACAGCUUCACUUGUCUGUCAGACAGUGAUGAGGACAUGUGUGACAGUCUCCCCAAAAUAGGUCCGAGAGCUAAACGGGCACGGACAGAGCCAGGAGAACCUCGGAGCCCCACCCCCCCUCCCGACUUGGAUCCCAAGAAGCGGCCCCGGGAAGCAGCACAGAGAUACAGUCUAGCACACAGGAAUAUCGCUGAUAUUGACAUUGACGACUUUGGUGCUGACCUUAUUGAUGACUACGAGUUGGAGCGUCCCCGAGUGUUGUCCCGCAUCCCCAGCGACGGCUGCAGCUACAUCAGUGUCACCAACAUGGAAGGUCGGAGGGCGUACAUGAAGCUGAGGGAUAAGCUGGAGCUGGAGCGGGAGUUUGACAGUGUAGGGAAGGACUUGAAAGCCACACAACUGCUGACAAUUCCUGUCUCUGUGCUUCGGUAUCAGGCAGAGGAGGAGAGGAGGCAGAAGGUAAUAGAGGAGGCUGAGAGAAUAUCCCAACAAAUAAAUAGGGAGAUCAGUGAUGAUUUGUCCACACUGGAUGAAGCGGAGGAUAAGGAGAAUCAAGAACCUGACAAGGCCGAGCCCCAGCGUAACUUGUGGGUGGAGAAAUAUGCCCCUCGGCGCUACACGGAGCUUCUCAGUGAGGAGACGUUGAACCGCACGCUGCUGCACUGGCUGAAGCUAUGGGACUUUGUGGUGUUCGGGAGAGAUCUGCCAGUCAAGAAGGACAAGAAGGAGAAGAAGAAGCAGGAGUUUAAGAAGUGGAAGCAACCAGAGGUCCUUGAGGAGCUCGACAAGUUCCACAGACCUCAGCAGAAGGUUACACUGCUGUGUGGGCCACCGGGCCUGGGGAAGACCACGCUGGCGCACAUCGUUGCAAGGCAUGCUGGCUACAAUGUGGUAGAAAUGAAUGCCAGUGAUGAUCGAAGUGCUGAUGUCUUCCGGAACAAGCUUGAGGCAGCGACACAGAUGAAGGCGGUACUCGGUGCCGAUCCCCGUCCCAACUGUCUGGUCAUAGAUGAGAUUGAUGGAGCUCCACAGGCAGCAAUCAACAUUUUGCUAAACCUUGUAAAGCGGACAGACCAGAGUACCACCAAGAAGAAGAACGAGGGCGGAAUUCUGUACCGGCCCAUCAUUUGUAUAUGUAAUGAUCAGUAUGUUCCCGCCCUGCGUCAGCUGCGUCCCCUUGCGAUGAUUCUGCACUUCCCACCAACCGAGCCGACACGGCUAGCAAGCCGACUGUAUGAGAUUGUCCGGGAGGAGAGGAUCAAGGCGGAGAUGAAUGCUCUGCUGGCUCUGUGUGAGAAGUCGGAGAAUGACAUCAGGUCCUGUCUCAAUACACUGCAGUUUGUUCGGCAAAAGAGACAAGACUUUAACUUACGAGUUGUCCAGAGCAUGACGGUGGGGCAGAAGGACUCUCACAAGAGUUUGUUCUCUCUGUGGUACCAGAUCUUCUCCAUGCCCCGAGCCAAGAAGAACAAGUUUGUGAAUAUCCAUGACUUGAAGAAUGGUCAGCAGGCACAGAAGAUGGGAACUGUCACAGCUCCUGCAAACAGAUUCCACACAGUGUUGCUGGCAGCACAGGCUGCUGGGGAGUACGAGAAGGUGACCCAGGGCGUGUUUGAGAACUACCUCGAGGCCAAGUGUAAAGAUCCCAAGCUGGACGCUUUAAACAGUGCCAACGACUGGCUGGUGUUCGUGGACUGUGUCAACAAGUACACCAUGCACAAGCAGGACUACAGCCUCAUGAAGUAUGUGCCCUUCACCUUCGUCAACUUCCACCUGCUCUACGCCUCCUACCAGCCCCCCAAGAUACAGUACCCAUCCAGCAACUACGAGCACAUUACCCGACUCUCCAAGACCACCAACCUGGUCACGUGCAUGUUCGCUGACAUGUCCCCCACUGUGAAGAAGUUCAUCAACACCAAGAAUGCAGUUCUCGACAUGCUGCACCCCAUGCUGCAAAUCAUGCAGCCCACCCUUAGACCCGUGAAUACUCAGCUGUACAGCAAGCGAGAGAAGGAGGAGCUAUCUAACCUGGUGCGGAUCAUGAUCGCCUACAACAUGACGUACCACCAGGAGAAGUCUCCAGAGGGGCAGUACAGCUACGUGCUGGAUCCGAAUGUUGAAGAAAUUGUGAAAUUUCCCGGAAUGAAACAACAGCGGCAGUUGACCUACGCAGCCAAACAGCUGAUAGCCAGAGAGAUAGAGCUGGAGAGGAUGAGAAUGAGUGAGGUAAAGCUGGCGGUUAGGAACACCGGUUCUGCUCCGGACUUAGAGCCAAUCAAGGACAACAUCCCAGCUGUACCCAACCACAAGAGAAAGCUGGAAGCUAAACCCCUCCUUGAGGAUAAGCCUAUGAAAAAUUUCUUUGGCAACUUCACAAAAACAAAAAGAUCCUCUACUACUGUCAGCGCCGAAACGAAGAAGUCCCCAGAGGGAGCUAAAAACAAGAAGGACGUGCUGGCCACAGAUAUCUGGUUCCAUUUCAAGGAAGGAUUUUCCAACGCUGUCCGAAGAACAGUCCGUGUCCAGGACUUCUUGUGAGACACAGCGCCAGCUUAACAUUCAGCUGAACUUGAUGUGCACAGGUAGCAUCGUGUAUACACUGAUGAAGGAGAACUCGUGGACUGGAUGCCCUGGGGCGGUGUAUGGACCUGGUACAUCACCAUGUCUGUGAUGGUGAUGUAUUACAUUGUUCAAUGUAUAAACAUCCCCAUGUCUGUG